Messenger RNA from Diaporthe batatas, 1503 nucleotides. RefSeq lists its product as uncharacterized. Lineage: Eukaryota; Fungi; Ascomycota; Sordariomycetes; Diaporthales; Diaporthaceae. Gene Ontology annotation, cellular component: spliceosomal complex; nucleus. Gene Ontology annotation, biological process: mRNA splicing, via spliceosome. The coding region runs from base 1 to 1503 and encodes 500 amino acids. The record is from RefSeq and is a predicted model, not a curated record. The transcript is spliced from 2 exons. Gene Ontology annotation, molecular function: RNA binding; zinc ion binding.
AUGUUGUUGGAAGAGCAGCGAUACAUUGCCGAGGACCUCGAGCGCCUCGAGCAAGGCGUCGCGGAUCGCAUCGGCGAGGAGCCCAAGGUGAUCCGCGAUCGCCUCAACCGAGACCAUGAGGUAUCUCAGCUCCUUGACCAGAUACAGAAACAAUCCGCAGAGAUGUUGUCUUUGUAUCGCGAUGCUAAUGGCCUCCGGUCCAAAGAGGUCCUGCAGAUUGGCAGCGGCGACCCUUUCGAAGAGUUCUACAAACAGGUGAACGAAGUGAGGGAGCACCACGCGCGAUACCCGAAUGAGCAGGCAGAGAAUUCCGAGAUCCGUUACCGGCAGCGCAAGACGGGCGACGAGCCUCUGCCUUCGCUUGUCGAUUCGAUGUUUUCUGGCGAGGAGGCCUACGGACGCUACUUCGACCUACACGCCUGCCACGAGGAAUACAUCAAUCUUCCCAACGUCAAGCGCCUGGGCUACCUGCAGUACCUUCAAAUUUUCGACAACUUUGCCCCCGGCCAUGGCGGUGUCAAGAGGGCGGACAAAUUGACCGACCAAUACUUCAAGUACGUUGGCGAGUUGGCAGAAUACUUGGAGAGCUUUAUGCGCCGGACGCGACCGCUGGAGAAUGUCAGCAAGGUGAUCGAGUCCUUCGACAAGGAGUUUGGAGAGGCAUGGGAGAAAGACGAGGUCGAGGGCUGGACAAAUGAGUCGGCUGCUGCCACGGUGGCAGCGAAGGAGUUGAGCACUGCUGACGCUGUAUGGUGCGAUGCUUGUGAGAAAGAAUUCAAGAACGAGAACGUGUACAAGGGGCACCUGAAUGGACGGAAGCACGUCAAGGCAGCGCAAGCCCUCGCGGAGAGGCAGCAAGGCGCCGCAGAUUCCGCUGUCGCAUCUGGGAAAUUCUCUGCGACAAGAAUGAAGGAGCGCGUAGUAGCCGAGAGAGAGUUCAGGGUGAAACGCCUCGCCAGUGCUAUGAGCACCGAGCGAGAGGAUACCCGGGUCAAUGUGGAGCGGCGGCAAGGAAUGACUGAGAGGGAACGGCAACAAGAACUCGACAAUCUGUUCAGUAUGGCGGAGCAGCCACCACAACUUGCCGAGUCAAAUGAUCCAGAAGGCGAGGACGGCGAGGAGAAGAUCUACAACCCCCUGAAGCUACCGCUGGCCUGGGACGGCAAGCCCAUCCCAUUUUGGCUCUACCGGCUGCACGGCUUGGGCGUGGAGUUCCCAUGCGAGAUUUGCGGCAACUUCGUCUACAUGGGCCGCCGCGCCUUCGAGAAGCACUUUAACGAGGCACGGCACAUCUACGGCCUGAAGCGGCUCGGUAUCAACGACACCCACCUUUUCCGGGACAUCACAGGCAUCGAGGAAGCGCUUAAGCUCUGGGAUAAGAGACAGCGUGACAAGAAGGCGAACAGGAUUGAGGACGGGAGCAUCGUUCAGAUGGAGGAUGCCGAGGGUAAUGUGAUGCCGGAGAAGGUGUACUAUGACUUGCAGAAGCAAGGUUUGCUGUAG